Cynara cardunculus var. scolymus (artichoke) is the source of this 1335-nucleotide messenger RNA. Its product is annotated as prostaglandin E synthase 2-like. Gene Ontology annotation, molecular function: prostaglandin-E synthase activity. Gene Ontology annotation, cellular component: mitochondrion. Bases 99 to 1109 code for a protein of 336 amino acids. The transcript is spliced from 6 exons. The record is from RefSeq and is a predicted model, not a curated record. Lineage: Eukaryota; Viridiplantae; Streptophyta; Magnoliopsida; Asterales; Asteraceae.
ACCGGACACCACUGCCAGUUCUAAAACCCCAAAGAAGUUCCACUCUCCGCGGUUGCGUAGCCGUGAAGCAAAUCCCAAAUACCGGUUAAUCGGAAAAAAUGAGGAGAGCUUCUACUCUCGCCGCAUCCUCAGCUCUAUCCCGCGCCCUUCUGGCAUCUUCCGAACAACAACAAUACAACAGGCUCUUUCAGGCGGCCUCCUUUUACGGCGGCAUCAAUGUCGGUUCUUCUCGGCGGUGGUUUUCAACAUCCAUGCGAUCCAUUUCUCAAGGCGGCUACUCAGGUGCUGCUAAGUUUUUUCUGUCCCUAGGUGGUCUUGCCGCCGCUUCCAUCGCUGCUGGUGCCUCAUCAUUUUUGGUGGAAGAAGGGGCUUAUGCCAAAGAACUUCUCAAGCCUGAUCUUAUCCCUAAGGAUGUCGUGCUCUACCAGUACGAAGCUUGCCCUUUCUGUAACAAGGUUAAAGCAUUCUUGGAUUACUAUGAUAUACCAUACAAAGUUGUGGAGGUGAAUCCAUUUAGUAAGAAGGAGAUCAAAUGGUCUGAUUAUAAGAAGGUGCCGAUAUUGAUGGUGGAUGGUGAAUCACUGGUAGAUUCGUCAGCUAUUAUUGAUCAGAUGGGGAACAGGAUCAUUCCUGUGAAAUCUUCGUCAGCGCUCUCAAAUGAUGAUGAAGAGAAGAAGUGGCGCAGGUGGGUUGAUGAUCAUUUGGUUCAUAUGCUAUCACCAAACAUCUAUCGGAACACUUCUGAGGCUCUGGAAUCCUUUGACUAUAUUGCUAACAACGGUAACUUCAGCCUCUCAGAGAAAUAUGCAGUGAAAUAUGCUGGGGCUGCUGCUAUGUAUUUUGUGUCCAAGAAACUGAAGAAAAAGUAUAACAUUACUGAUGAAAGAGCAGCCUUGUAUGAAGCUGCAGAAACUUGGGUCAACGCACUUGACGGCAGAGAGUUUUUAGGAGGAUUGAAGCCUAAUUUGGGCGAUCUAGCUGUGUUUGGGGUGCUGAGACCUAUUCGAUAUCUAAGGUCAGGUAAAGAUAUGGUGGAGCACACGAGAAUUGGGGAGUGGUACUCAAGAAUGGAGAGUGCGGUUGGAGAAUCCUCUAGGAUAAAGGCAUAGAAGUCCAAGACUAACUAUUUUAGCAACAGGCAAGAACCAACCAAAGUUAUUCAUGUAGUUGUUUAAUUCUAAUCACACAUGCAUACAAUGAAAGACAGCAAUGUCUGAUUCUGAUCUACAAUCUGGAUGGAUUUGGUUGCUUCUCUUCCUCUUCCUCUUCUAGGGAUUGGAUACAAUUUUGCAUUUGGAAUUCAACUUUUAUUACUCAUGGAAUACAAGCACUGAG